GCAGCCGUCGCCGUGCCGCCGCCGCUCUCUAACGCCAGCGCCGCCUCUCGCUUGCCGAGCUCCAGUCGAGGGAGAAGGGGGGUAAGUAAAGAGGUGCCCUUACCAUGGCUCGUACAAAGCAGACUGCCCGCAAAUCCACCGGUGGCAAAGCACCCAGGAAACAACUGGCUACAAAAGCCGCUCGCAAGAGUGCGCCCUCUACUGGAGGGGUGAAGAAACCUCAUCGUUACAGGCCUGGUACUGUGGCACUCCGUGAAAUCAGACGCUAUCAGAAGUCCACUGAACUUCUCAUUCGCAAGCUCCCCUUCCAGCGUCUGGUGCGAGAAAUUGCUCAGGACUUCAAAACAGAUCUGCGCUUCCAGAGUGCAGCUAUUGGUGCUUUGCAGGAGGCAAGUGAGGCCUAUCUGGUUGGCCUUUUUGAAGACACCAACCUGUGUGCUAUCCAUGCCAAACGUGUAACAAUUAUGCCAAAAGAUAUCCAGCUAGCACGCCGCAUACGCGGAGAGCGUGCUUAAGAGUCCACUAUGAGGGGAAACAUUUCAUUCUCAAAAAAAUUUU
Molecule: messenger RNA, 558 nt
Organism: Acomys russatus (golden spiny mouse)
Lineage: Eukaryota; Metazoa; Chordata; Mammalia; Rodentia; Muridae
Product: histone H3.3A
Exons: 1
Coding region: 105-515 (136 amino acids)
Cellular component (GO): nucleosome
Molecular function (GO): structural constituent of chromatin; DNA binding; protein heterodimerization activity
Source: RefSeq, a predicted model, not a curated record